AUAAGCACCAGCGUCUGGCCAUCAACUUAACCAUAAUUAGCACAUUACCGAUAACCAGUUUGCGCGCACACACAAGGGUGAUUAGCUAGCUCGACCACUAGCUAGUUAGCUCGGAAUACGUAGUUAAUGGGGUACGCGGCCAUGAGGGGUAGUGCCGUUCUCCUCGUCGGGCUUGUAGUGGCGGCGUUCGCCGGCGCGGCGGUAGGCGCCGGCUCAGCGGCGCGGUUGGUGCCGGCGAUGUACGUGCUGGGGGACUCGACGCUGGACGUCGGGAACAACAACCAUCUGCCGGGGAAGGACGUGCCCAGGGCCAACGUGCCCUUCUACGGUGUCGACUUCCCCGGCGGCCCCGUAGCCACUGGGAGGUUCAGCAAUGGCUACAACGUCGCUGACUUCAUCGCCAAGAACUUGGGGUUCGAGAGGAGCCCUGUGGCCUAUCUGGUGCUUAAAUCGCGCAAUUACCUUAUCCCCAGUGCCAUGACGAGAGGAGUUAGCUAUGCCUCGGCGGGAGCUGGAAUCCUCGACUCAACGAACAUGGGAAACAACAUCCCGCUAUCGAAGCAGGUGCGCUACUUCGAGUCGACCAAGGCUGAGAUGGAGGUUGCGUGGGGCUCCCGCAAGGUCUCGACGCUCCUUGCUGAAUCCUUCUUCCUCCUUAGCAUUGGUAGCAACGACCUAUUCCAGUCCAAGCCUAAGACCCCAGUCGAUGUGGUCGCGCUCUACACAACCCUUGUCUCCAACUACUCCACAUACAUCACCGAGUUGUACGGUAUGGGCGCGAGGAAGUUCGGGAUCAUUAACAUGGGCCCCGUGGGGUGUGUGCCACGUGUGCGUGUGCUGAACGUGACCGGGGCCUGCAACGAUAGCAUGAACCGCAUGGCCGCCGGGUUCGCCGCUGCCGUGAAGUCGGGCCUUGCCGCCCUGGUGCCGACACUCCCUGGUUUUACCUACUCCCUCGCAGACUCCUUUGUCUCCACGCAGGCUAGCUUCGCCAAUCCUCAAUCACUUGGGUUCGUGAACACCGACAGCGCAUGUUGUGGGAUCGGGAGGCUAGGCGCAGAGGAUGGCCGAUGCAAGAGGAACUCCAAGUUGUGUGCUGACCGGGACACCUACAUGUUCUUUGACGCGGUUCACUCCACACAACGGGCCGCUGAGUUGGCGGCCCAACAAAUGUUUGACGGCCCUGCCCACCUCACCGAACCAAUAAGCUUCAAGCAGUUGGCACAAAAGAGAUAUUGAUUACGUCUAACAACAAUAAGAAUUAUUAUUUUAUUUCUAGGUGGAAGAAAGAGAUGACUAAUUUACAAAUUUAUGGUUGUUGUUGUUUGUUGGUGUUAUUGUUGUUUGAAUAACAAUUAAUAAAUCUUACAAGAAGUAAUAUGCUAACCUAUUCUUCGCA
This is a messenger RNA of Lolium perenne, 1399 nucleotides long. RefSeq names its product GDSL esterase/lipase At1g71691. Gene Ontology annotation, molecular function: hydrolase activity, acting on ester bonds. NCBI's taxonomy places the organism in Eukaryota, Viridiplantae, Streptophyta, Magnoliopsida, Poales, Poaceae. The record is from RefSeq and is a predicted model, not a curated record.